Molecule: messenger RNA, 709 nt
Organism: Durusdinium trenchii
Lineage: Eukaryota; Dinophyceae; Suessiales; Symbiodiniaceae
Source: the annotation of a GenBank genome assembly
UGGCCCUAACUUCCCGAACUUGGGCGUUAGGGCCCGAUGCUGGGGCUCGACUCUGCGCUCAAGCAGGGGUUAUUUUCCACUUAUGUGGCAUUGUGGACCUCGUCGCAUCUUCUGGUGUAUUCGAGCCGGUUAGCCAAUGCUCCAAGCUACAAUGCCACUUCUGUGGUUCUUUUGACCGAGACUGUCAAGCUUUUCCUGGCUGGAGCUAUGUAUGUGGCCUAUGAUGGUUCGUUCCAGGAGAUGCUUCGGAUAUCCUCACAAGAAGUGCGAGUCUUGUUGAGAUAUGCAAUUCCUGCCUUGUUGUAUGCGCUCUACAACAACUUGCUCUUCAUCAAUCUGGCAUCUUUCGAUCCAGGAACUUACAAUGUAUUGAUUCAGCUGAAAAUCGCAAUGACGGGCGUGCUGUACCAGAUUCUGUUUUCCAAGCAGCUCAACCGGAACCAAUGGGCGGCCAUACUUCUCAUCACCCUUGGCUGUAUGUGCAAAGAGUCUGGCAAAGUCACCAAAUUUGGUUUCCAGGCCGUUGCGUGUUUCUUUUGUUUGUAUUUGUUUUGGACCAUUUCCUUCAGGUUGAAGGCCACUCCUUUGGCUGCUGCAUUAGGUUAGGUUAGGGUCCCGACUCGGUAGACUAGGAUUUGUGCGUGCUGAGAGUAUGCAGCCUCGUGCUUCCUCCCAAACUCCUCGGGCAUGAAGGUUUGAUCUUUGGGAA